This is a messenger RNA of Colletotrichum phormii, 1464 nucleotides long. RefSeq names its product multidrug resistance protein fnx1. Gene Ontology annotation, molecular function: transmembrane transporter activity. NCBI's taxonomy places the organism in Eukaryota, Fungi, Ascomycota, Sordariomycetes, Glomerellales, Glomerellaceae. The record is from RefSeq and is a predicted model, not a curated record. Gene Ontology annotation, cellular component: plasma membrane. The coding region runs from base 1 to 1464 and encodes 487 amino acids. Gene Ontology annotation, biological process: transmembrane transport. The transcript has 8 exons.
AUGGCCACUCAGAACGACAAGACGAGUGGCAUCCUCGCUGAAGCUGCUCCUGAUGCUCCAGGUCAGCCUGUAGCAAGCACCAGUCCAAAGUCUGCGAAUGUCUCUGAAGAUGAGAAGCCCACGCAUGAGUUCAACGAACAGACAAACUAUGUUCGUCCCAGGACCAUCAUCACAAUCUUCCUAGCCUGCGCCAGCGUGGAUCUGGUUGCUCUUAUGGACCAGACCACACUCGCAGCCAGUCUUAAUAUCAUUGGAAACUCUCUCAAUGCCAGUAAUCAGACAGCUUGGAUCGCCAGCGGUUAUUUUAUAACAUCCACAGUCGGUCAGCUCCUCUAUGGACGCCUGUCGGACAUCUGGUCGCGGAAGUUGAUUCUACUCAUCGGCUUGGCGAUAUUCUUCACCGGCUCCCUCGCCAGCUCGGUCUCAAAUACUGGGACCCAACUUAUCGUCUUCCGAGCAUGGACGGGUAUAGGAGGCGGCGGCUUGAUGACCGUCGCGCAAAUGAUUGUGAGCGAUGUGGUGCCGCUCAGGGAAAGGGGCAAGUACCAAGGCAUUCUGGGCUCCGUAGUUGCCAUUGCGAACGGUAUCGGGCCCGUCAUUGGCGGAGCUCUUGCUUCCCAGUCCAAGGACUCGUGGAGAUGGAUCUUUCGUCUGAACAUGCCUCUCACUCUUCUUUGCACAGUCUGCGUCAUCUUCUUCAUGCCGCUCAGGAAGGUGGAAGGUAACUGGAAACUUAAACUCAAGGCUGCAGACUUCGUUGGAAGCUUCCUUGCCUUGGCUGGAACAACUGUCCUCAUGCUCGGCUUGACGUGGGGUGGAGGUGAUCAUCCCUGGAACUCAGCGCACGUCAUUGCCACCCUCAUAGUAGGAUUCUUCGUAUGUGUCAGCUUCAUCUUUUGGCAAUGGAAAGGAGCCAGGUUUCCUCUCGUUCCCCUACACAUCUUCAAGUCGAAGAUUGUUAAUGGCGCAUGUAUCACCAUGGCCAUCAACGGAUGGAACUUCGUCGUCCAGGUCUACUACAUCCCGGCCUUCUAUCAACUAGCCUACGGGUACUCGGCAACAAAAUCCGGCGCCAUGCUUCUUCCAGUCACUUUGACACAAACGCUUUUCAGUACUUUGGCAGGCCUUGUGGUACACAAAGUCGGGCGCUACCGAGAAUGCAUCCUGCUGGGUUGGGUCAUGUGGGCCGUCGGCAUCGGUUUGAUGUCAACGCUCGAUGAGAACUCAAGCGUGGGGGAGCAAGUCGGAUACUCGCUACUAGUUGGUGCCGGUGUUGGCAACACAUUACAGCCGGCAUUGAUCGCGAUCCAGGCCGGUGUGAGCAGAAAAGAUAUGGCUGUGGUCACAUCAUUCAGGAAUUUCAUACGGAAUCUUGGCAGCACUAUCGGACUCGCCAUUUCUGGGACCAUCAUGUUAGUCCACCCUUUCAAUUCCCAUGCCCACAUGUUCCUCCACAAAAGCUAA